AUGGGUUUGUUUGACAAAGUAAAGCAAUUCGCCAGUGACAAUAGCGGCAAUGAUAACAACAAUCAAAGAGGCUCCAACAACGAUGGUGACUUCGUUGACAAAGUCGAAGGUUUUGCAGGUAAAGACAGGGUUGAUCGUUUCCAAAACCAGAUUGGUAAGGAUAACUUUAACAAGGUAGAAGAGACGGUUCGUAAGACUUUUGGCAAGAUUUCGAUCAACGAUAAUUCAGAUUACAAAUCCUCAAAUGAUGAUUCUUAUGGCUCCAAUGACUAUGGAUCUAAGAACAACAACAAUUCCGGAGACAACUAUGGCUCUAACAACGACUACAGUUCAAAGAACGAUUAUGGUUCCAAUAACGAUUCUUAUGGGUCAAAGAACGACAACAGUGCUGAUAACAACUAUGGUUCCAACAACGAUUACAGUUCUAAGAAUGACUUUGGUUCCAACAACGAUUCUUAUGGGUCCAAGAACGAUUAUGGUUCCGGCGACAACUAUGGUUCUAAGAACGACUACAGUUCAAAGAACGAUUAUGGUUCCAAUAACGAUUCGUAUGGGUCAAAGAACGACAACAGUGCUGAUAACAACUAUGGUUCCAACAACGAUUACAGUUCUAAGAAUGACUUUGGUUCCAACAACGAUUCUUAUGGGUCCAAGAACGAUUAUGGUUCCGGCGACAACUAUGGUUCUAAGAACGACUACAGUUCAAAGAACGAUUAUGGUUCCAAUAACGAUUCGUAUGGGUCCAACAACGACAACAGUGCUGAUAACAACUAUGGUUCCAAGAAUGACUCCUAUAAGAGCGACUCUUAUGGCUCGAAGAAUGAAUACGGGUCCGAAGGCAAGCAUAAAAAGGAGCAUCACAAAUCGAAGCAGGAUUCUGACAGUUAUGGCUCCAACAACGACUCAUACGGAUCCAAGAAAGAUUCAUAUGGCUCUAACAACGACUCAUAUGGAUCCAAGAAGGACUCCUACGGCUCUAACAACGACGCCUAUGGUUCCAACAACGACACAUACGGAUCCAAGAAGGAUUCAUAUGGUUCUAACAACGACUCCUAUGGUUCAAAGAAGGAUUCCUAUGGCUCUAACAACGACUCAUAUGGUUCCAAGAAGGAUUCUUAUGGUUCCAACAACGACACAUACGGAUCCAAGAAGGAUUCAUAUGGUUCUAACAACGACUCCUAUGGUUCAAAGAAGGACUCCUAUGGCUCCAACAACGACUCAUAUGGUUCUAAGAAAGAUUCAUAUGGCUCGGACAAUAACUACGGUUCCAACAGUGACACUUACGGCUCCAAAAACAAUUACGGCUCCGGCAACAACAUUGGUUCAGGUAACUACAACGAUGACAACUUCGGCAGUAACAAUGACUCAUACGGGUCCAACAACAAUUACGGCUCGAACAACUCUGGAGACAACUACGGAUCGAGCAACUACAACUCCAACUCCAACUCUGGUUCAAAUAAUUAUAACUCUGGUGACAACUACGGCUCUAACAACUACGGUUCUGGUAACCAGACCUCUGGUAAUUAUGGCUCCAGCAACUAUGAUAACAACUACUAG
This is a messenger RNA of Torulaspora delbrueckii, 1557 nucleotides long. It is a transcript of the gene DDR48, whose product is annotated as DNA damage-responsive protein 48. The record is from RefSeq and is a predicted model, not a curated record. Lineage: Eukaryota; Fungi; Ascomycota; Saccharomycetes; Saccharomycetales; Saccharomycetaceae. The transcript has a single exon. Bases 1 to 1557 code for a protein of 518 amino acids.